AAACUGGCAAAUAAAAAAAAACUUGACAUUUUCUGAUUUAAUUCACAAUUUUUGUUUGCAGUGAAUUUUUACAACAAUCUCUGUGUUUUAUCUAACAAAUGUAGGAUUCCGUAGUCCCGGAGACUUUAAAUUACGGUUAUACCUCGAAUAAAACGUGAGGGUGAACAAAAUUUCAUCAUGACAGAAACACGAAGAAUACAACUUCACCUUGGAAAAUGUAUAGAGGAUUUGGACAAAUUACACAAUGUACCAGAUUUGAAGUCAAAAAGAGCUACUCUGUUAUGCAAAACAGCUCAAAAAUUAUUCGAAAGUGCGGAAGAGGCUCGCGAGAAAGGAGAUGAGGAGUAUUCUUAUGUUUAUUACAUGAAAUACUUACGGGUGAUAGCUUAUAUCAGCAAAGACAAGGAUUAUUUGAAAGACAAGUCUUAUUUUAACAACAUGUUGGGGGCUAAGAACCCAAACAAGGCGAUAGAUCACGCUGAAAAGCUGAAGAACAGCCUCAUAGACAGAUAUCAAAAAGAGCAGAAAACAAAGCGGCUGAAUGACAUUAAAGAGAAUGAGCUGAUCAAGCAGAAGAUUGAGGAGAACAGGAAGAAACCCUCGGAGCCGACACCAGUCAUUGAACCACCACAGCCUCUGGGAUUACCAGGUCCCGAUGAGGUGACAAUCAAAAGUGAGCAACUAUACUCCAUCCUGAAGAGUGGCAAGCUGAAGGUCAUGAUACUAGACGCGAGGCCCGGGAAGGACUAUGUGGACUCGCAUAUCAACUGCCCGGCGUGUAUCAGUGUGCCUGAAGAGUGUAUCUCUCCUGGGCAAUCAGCGAAUGUCCUAGAACAGAACUUACCUGGUGCGUCCCGUCCCGUGUGGGCCGAGCGAGCCAGCAUGGAGCUCAUCGUGAUGCUGGACUGGAACAGCACGGCCGUCAUACCGGGGAAGACGCUGCAUCUGCUCAAGACUAUACUCCUCAAGUGGGACGUAAAAGUCCAGUACUCUCGUCCUCCCCUCGCCCUGCUGGGAGGGUACGAGGACUGGUUGCUGAAGUACCCCGCCUUCACCACCAACCCGCAGGCAGUGCCUCCAAGACAGGAUGAUUUUAUGGACGAUAUGCUUGGCGAGAUCGACUACCCGACAUGGACGGACGUGAGCCCCGCGGCCGCCGCGCCCGCGCCGCCGCGGCCCAAGCCCGGGGAACCCUAUGUGGACCGCAGCAGUAAGGCGGCGGCAGUACAGAUGUACUCGGAGCGGGCUCGCAGCAUGCAGCUGAUCCUGGAGCAACAGGAACGCAUCGCCGACACUUCGCUCACGUUGGAAAUGCAAAGGAUUGAGGCUGAACAAGACUGGGAGAAGGUUCGGGAGCAGCGUGAAGGCGAGGUGCAGGACGAGCUGAGAGCCAUGUACAAGCUGAGGGAGCAGGAGAUCAUCUCACAGCUCAUGCAGCUCGAGAAUAAGCAGUAUGAUAUGGAACAAGAGAACCAGAGUCUCCGCGAGCAAUUAGAAGAGUACCAGCGCCGCGAGCGCGAGGAGGCGGAGAAGCUCGCCGAGACCAUCAGCGGUGCCACUGACGACACUGAGGCUGCUGAUGAAGAGCGCAUCCGCCUAGCCGCGGAACAAGCAGCCGCCGCCCGAGAACAGGCCGCAGCUCGAGCCCGCAUCGCCGCAGUGCGUCAGCAACGCGAUCAGCUCGAUCGCACUAGAGAACGACUAGAGGCUGAGCGCAAGCGGCGCCUGCAGCAGGCCAGGGAUACUAGGAAGCCGGACCUGGAUAAACCCACACGAGGGGACGAGGACGGCGACUCGUACAUGAUGUCCCCCGACAGCCCGGGCGCCGCGGGGCUCAAUCGGUCGCACUCCUCGCCUAACAUUGCUAAGGUAUCUUCAGAUGAGGAGGAGCCUUGCGUGCCGGUGUUCGACCGCAGCACCAAGCCGACUAAAGUGGCGCCCUCUAGUGAUCUGCAUCAGAGAGACUUUCAACCCGUUUGGGGGGAUGUGGGUCGAGGUCUGACAGGUCUGAAGAACCUGGGCAACACGUGCUACAUGAACUCGAUCAUCCAGUGCCUGAACAACACCGCCAUUCUCGUCACGUACUUCUGCAACGGACAGUACUUGGAACAUGUCAACAGGUCCCACAGCACUCGCGGCGCGAUAGCAGAGGAGCUGGCGGCGGUGGUGCGCGCGCUGUGGUCCGGACAGUACCGCUUCAUCGCCACCAGGGACCUCAGGAACGAAGUGGGCAAACACCAGCGCGCGUUCCGUGGGUGUGAGCAGCAGGACUCGCACGAGUUCCUCACCAUCCUCAUGGACUGGCUGCACCUCGACCUGCAGUUCAGCAUCAACGUGCCGCCCCACAAGGACAGCCUCCCCCCUUCAGAGAAGGCAUGGCACGAGUACACCAAAUCCAAGGAGAGUUUAAUCCUACGGCUGUUCUACGGACAGAUCAAGUCCACCGUCCGAUGUACCGUGUGCGGCAAGCAGAGUGUCACUUACGAGUCCUUCUCGAAUCUCUCGCUGGAACUGCCGGCGAAUGCUAAUCGGUGUACUUUGAGUGACUGCCUGAAACUGUACCUGAACGGCGAAACAAUACCAGGUUGGAACUGCCCCAACUGCAAGGAGAAGCGUGAUGCAGUCAAGAAGCUAGACAUCUCCCGCCUUCCCCCAGUCCUGGUCAUACACUUCAAGCGAUUCUACGUCGAUCCCAAAGAGUAUAUGUGUAACGCAUAUAGGAAGAAACAGACAUAUAUUGACUUUCCUCUAGAAGAUCUGGAUAUGAGACAGUUUUCCCUACAUAGUCCGCCGAAUCACUCGUACAAUUUGUAUGCGGUUUCGAAUCAUUAUGGCUCUAUGGAGGGAGGACAUUAUACGGCGUAUUGUAAGAGCAGUGUUUAUGGGAAGCGCAGAUGGUACAAGUACGACGACCACGUGGUGACUGAGAUCCCCUCAAGCGAAGUGAAGUCGAGCGCUGCCUACAUUCUGUUCUACACGUCGUGUUCCGCGCGGCAGACGUGAUGCGCCACCAAGCGCAAGCUGCCCGCCCGAUAGCGGCACAAGACUCUAAUACUCACCAAAUUCAGUGUUUGUGAAGUGAAGUGACUGUGGUACUCACAGAAUCGGAAAUAGUGUUUCUUAUUAUGAGUAGGUUUUUGUUGAGGUACAGUCGGCCGCAUUGUGGUGGAGUUAAUUUGAAUUCAACGUAUGCUCUGUGAAGUGAAGUUUAUCUAUAUUAUAUUAUUACCGCUUUUGUGGCCAACUGCACCAUACCUAUUUGGUGUGACAGUAAAAGUUGUUCAUAAUAAUGAAUAUUAUUUGUGGUUUCAUUUGGUGUCAUCACCAAGUUGUAUUUAACAUAUUUACAGUUUAGUCCACUAUUAGAAGAUUCAAAUAAAAUCGACUAGGCGAUUAUGUCGGUGAUUAAAACGAUUUGGUGUAUCGAUUAGUUAAAGACAUGCCUCUAUGUAUAUUUAUUAUAUAAAAGACAUGGACGAUUUGUAUUUAUCGUAUAGUAAAUACCAGUUGAGAAUGCACUGCAAGCAAUGUGAUUAAAUAUUAUUAUGAAAGCGAGUUUUAUUAAUGUCUGUGAUAGCGGUCAUGCUGAAACAGCUGAACAUAUUUUAAUGAAACUAGCAAAAAGCAUAGCUGUAUUGCUAGAAUACAAACGGGAAUACAUUAGUCGAUUGCAGUGGAUUCUCGAGCAGUAGGAUGUAUUGUAUUUAUUAUUUUAAUAUAUAACUUCAAUAAUAAAUGUAAAUCUAUGUGUAUAUCCUUCGACACUGUCUGCCGGCAGUUUGUCAUUCAAAAUUACCAGAUGGUUUUUGAGAAAAACCACGAAGCAAGCUUAUAGUUUUAAACGGUUGAUGUGUAAACUAUGCCUUGUACAAAUAGCUUUUACAUGUUGCAACUAUGUAGGGUUAACAUUUCAUUAUUUAUUGUAAUACUUUUAGUUGGUUUUAUUUCAUGUUGCAGUUAUUUUUGCAAAGAAAACAUUUUGAUUGGAGUGACAUUUAUUAGGUUAUUUCUUCUGAGACUGUUUCCACUGCAAUCUACCCUGUUAUUAUCUUUCUCUUACACUUUGUUUUAAAAGUAUAAUUCACACUAACAUUUUACGAUAAUCUUUAGAAAAAUAACUGCGACAUUUUAUUCGCGGCUCAUGUACAUUGUACGGUUAGAAAAUAGCUAAAUAACCAGCAAAGUAACUGGAGUUUAGUAAAUAAUGUGCAUAAGUUGUGUUGCAUGAGACACUUCGCCGCUACAUGAUACGAGUGAAUGAAAUCCGUGAAUGAACACUUAAUGUUUAUGAAUGAAAGACUGAAAAUGAUUGGUAUUUUACCUAGAUGUAUUUCAUUAUUGUAUUUAUCUGACCGCUUGUAUUUUUUAACAUAUUGGCGGUUUAGUUAAGCAAUCAGUUGUGAUAACGGCUUUUUGUUCUGUACAUAGUCUUUUUAAGCAAUUUUUUAUUCAUCUGUAUUAAAUUGUCUUAAAUUACAAAUAUUUUUCAAGAUGUUAUUAUGCCUGUUUUUUUAUUUGACAAUGGGGUAGUGCCCUUUUAUUUUAAGACAUCUACAAUGUUCCAUUUAUAAAUUGUAGUUAUCUAAACGAAUUGCUUUAUUAAUUCGCCAGUAUGAAUUGGCUGAAUACGCAUUAUGCAACCAUCAUACAUUUAUGAUAAUAAGCUGCACUCACUCAUAAUUGGUUGCGAUUAAUUUAAAUUCACCUACAUAGCAAAAUGCGUACAAAGCCAACUAACUAAUCAGAUAAGGAUUCGAUCACAGAACAGUUGUGUUCAAAUAUCUCAUUUAAUUACUCUACGUAUCAAAAAAUAACGAAUAGCAGUGCCUAAAUUACCUAGAAACUUAGCACCCUUGCCGGAAGAAUGUGCCAUUCACAAUGUUCCGUAAAGUAAAACGCAAUUUGGUCUCGAAAAACAUAUUUUUUGUUAUAAACUGUUGUAUGAACAUUUGUAUAUAGCAUACAUUAAUGGUUUAUUGUAUGUAAAAGUAAAUGUAAGACAAACUUUAUUAAAUUCUUUGUUAAUAUA
Molecule: messenger RNA, 5029 nt
Organism: Helicoverpa zea (corn earworm)
Lineage: Eukaryota; Metazoa; Arthropoda; Insecta; Lepidoptera; Noctuidae
Gene: Usp8
Product: ubiquitin carboxyl-terminal hydrolase 8
Exons: 19
Coding region: 178-3003 (941 amino acids)
Biological process (GO): protein deubiquitination
Molecular function (GO): cysteine-type deubiquitinase activity
Source: RefSeq, a predicted model, not a curated record